Messenger RNA from Penicillium chermesinum, 780 nucleotides. RefSeq lists its product as uncharacterized. Gene Ontology annotation, biological process: DNA-templated transcription; regulation of transcription by RNA polymerase II. The record is from RefSeq and is a predicted model, not a curated record. The coding region runs from base 1 to 780 and encodes 259 amino acids. Gene Ontology annotation, cellular component: chromatin. Lineage: Eukaryota; Fungi; Ascomycota; Eurotiomycetes; Eurotiales; Aspergillaceae. Gene Ontology annotation, molecular function: DNA-binding transcription factor activity, RNA polymerase II-specific; zinc ion binding; RNA polymerase II cis-regulatory region sequence-specific DNA binding. The transcript has a single exon.
AUGAACACAGAUGCGAACAUACCAAUAUCCGAUGCAAGUUUCAGUCAAGGUGUCUUGAGCAUGGGCGCUCUCGCACUGGGAUAUGGUGGGUUGGAUUGGCUCGAUUUCCAGCUGCAGGAGCCCAUGAUCAAUCCAGCCCAGGUAGAGCAUCCUCAUCCUCAUCCUAUCCCUAGUGAGAUGGCUGCUCCUAACUCUGGGGUAGUUAAUAACUUUUAUACUCCUAUCCUCUCCCAUGGGCCUUUAACUUCGACAUCGUCCCCGAACGCUGUUGACAUGCUUCCUCUGAAGACCGAGUUCCCUGGACACUCGAUUCAGUCGUGGCCUUUUGCUCAAAGCAAAGACCAUGUCCCAGAGCAGCCCCCUUCUAGAUAUAAACUGCCUCCCCUGGAAGAGGUUUUACGAGGGAGCUCCACUAACUCUCACACAAAGAGCAAGACUCCGAUAGAGGCAUUGAUUGAGAUUCUGUCCAAGCCUCGAAUCCCGGAUACAUCGGCUCAAGAUCCAGAAAUCUUUCUAGGAAUGCAUCUAUUGCAAAGGAUCAUCGAUUGUUACUUCUCUCAGUUUCAUGACAUCCUUGCGAUAAUACAUGUCCCCACAUUUAGUAUAAGAGACUGCUCCACUGUUCUUCUCGCAAGCAUGGCGUGCAUUGGCGCAAUGCAUCUGCAAAGUGCGGACGCACAAGCUGACGCUACGGCACUCUGUGAUCUUUGUUCUCGCAUGAUUCUCUGGCUCGUAAGCUGCGAUCUGCCUACGAGAUAUCACCAUGAUGCAAAGCACUAA